Suillus clintonianus is the source of this 810-nucleotide messenger RNA. RefSeq lists its product as uncharacterized. The record is from RefSeq and is a predicted model, not a curated record. The coding region runs from base 46 to 399 and encodes 117 amino acids. The transcript is spliced from 4 exons. Lineage: Eukaryota; Fungi; Basidiomycota; Agaricomycetes; Boletales; Suillaceae.
GUUGGAAACACAAUUUGGUUUGACCACAUUCUCUUCUUCAGAGUCAUGGAUUCGUCGUCUCUGGUAAACGCUUCUAGCCCUUCAAUUAAUCGUAUCGAACCACAGUCUCAACGGCACGGACCUCGUUCUGAGACUCCUUCUCCUACUCUCCCAGAGAUUCCAGCUGCGGAACUUGAUCUCACUUUUUCCUUUGACACGAUCAUGGGUUUUUCAAAAAUUUCAGAGCCACAGGCCGAGAAAGUCCAGAAGCGAGCUAGUAACGUGAUGAAACUAACACAGGAGAACGAGAAGUUGAAAGAGGAGCUAAGGGCGAUGACUGCUCGGUUAGAAGCCGCUGAACGCAAACGUCAGGAGUUAGCUAGCAGAUAUCAGCAACCCGCACAAUCCGGCCGGUCAUAGUCUUGGGUUAUCCUUAAACACGAUCCCUCUGCAUGGCAAGACCCGCUUUAAAUGGACUAUUUUACUCAGUUCACGCUUGAUACCCCUCAUUCCUUCCCACAUCUUUGCUCUCGUUGCCUUGUCGUUGUUAUAAGCAUUAUUUAGACAUUCUAUCCGAUUUACAUCCGAUGAGAUACACACAGCGUGCAUGACACCACGCUCCAUGGUCCGAGUUAACGAUGUCCAGAAAUCGGUUCACGGACGGUCACCCUCCCGGUGACAGGGUGCGAAUAAAUAGCGCUCCGUGUGUACAGUGAGACGCCUGUCGUUGUUCCUCAAGUACUAAGUGCAGGUGUUGGUCCUGCAACGAGUACUCCACCUAUUCCCCCCAUCUGUUAUCUCAAAAUUGAUAAGAUGGCCUCCACACGUAGA